AUGCCGUGCAUGGAGCACUCCAGCAUUCCAGCAGGCUUCGCGUUCGUGAACUUCGCCUCGCCGCAAGACGUGCACACCCUCUGCGGCGCGGUGGUGCGCGGGCUGUGGCGGGAAGUGUGCCGCAAGUCCCCGAAGAGCCCGCCGUCCGUCAGCUACGCCCGCUUCCAGGGCCACGUCGACCUGGUGCAGCACUUCAGCGUCUCGGCCGUGCUGCAGGAGCAGGACCCCGAGAGGCGCCCGAUUUUCCGGCCGGAGGUGCUCCUUUCUUCGGCCAGCGUCGCUGGCCCGAGCACGGCCAGGAAGGUCUUGAGCACGUGCGGCCCGCCAGGUUUAGCAGACGAUGCCGAGGUCUCCAACCUCGCCGACCCAGCGGUGAAGGAGCAGGCACCGGGAGUGCCGGCAAGCAAGCACAUGCAGGAGUCGUCGGCGGUGGCGCUCCUGCGCGAGAAGUCGCGUGACACAAUGCAGGCGGAAUCCGAGGAGGAAACCUAUUCCAAGGAGAAUGAGCGUCUUGCCUUCGAGGACAAGUAUACUGCCAAGGAAGUCUCAAUGCCCGAUGACUCGGAUAGCAUCUAUAUAAACGGUACCAUGAUCAGUCUCUGA
This is a messenger RNA of Prorocentrum cordatum, 603 nucleotides long. The record is from the annotation of a GenBank genome assembly. Lineage: Eukaryota; Dinophyceae; Prorocentrales; Prorocentraceae.